Molecule: messenger RNA, 6662 nt
Organism: Colossoma macropomum (tambaqui)
Lineage: Eukaryota; Metazoa; Chordata; Actinopteri; Characiformes; Serrasalmidae
Gene: slc8a1b
Product: solute carrier family 8 member 1b
Exons: 7
Coding region: 310-3144 (944 amino acids)
Biological process (GO): cell communication; sodium ion transmembrane transport; calcium ion import across plasma membrane
Cellular component (GO): postsynapse; sarcolemma; axon
Molecular function (GO): calcium:sodium antiporter activity
Source: RefSeq, a predicted model, not a curated record
AGCGCGAGCGUAUAUGUGUGUGCGCGCGCGCGUUCGAGCGUGCCCGUGCGUGUGUGUGUGUGCGCGCGUAUGGGAACCGAGGAGCGAAUCUAACCCUUCCGUCUCGCGCAUAUAAAGCAAACCCCCCCCACCGCCACCACCUACCCCCUCCUACCCACCACCACCACCACCAUCACCACCAAACACCACCACCACCAACAAAACCCACCGAGACGAAUGCGAGCUUGGACGCGGCGGCGGACUCCACACUCGCCCUGACCUCUCCUCCCUGCUGCACGAGGUAAAGGUUCAUUUGUCACCCAUCGCAGAAUGAUGAGGCAUCCCAAGGUUUCCUCAUACCUCUCAAUGGGGCUCCAGUAUCUGGUGAUCGUGGCGAUACUGCUCACCAACAUCCACCGUGUAAUGGCGGAGAAUGUGCAAGACCACAGCUCCAACCAUAACACUUCUGUCAAUAAAUCGGAUACCUGUGGGGGCUCCACUGAGUGCAAACCUGGCGUUAUUCUACCAGUGUGGGAGCCCCAGAACCCCUCGUUUGGGGACAAGGUGGCACGGGCCACGGUCUACUUUGUGGCACUGGUGUACAUGUUCCUUGGAGUGUCAAUCAUCGCUGAUCGCUUUAUGGCAUCGAUUGAGGUGAUCACCUCGCAGGAGAAAGAGAUCACCAUUAAGAAACCGAAUGGAGAAACAACAACUACCACUGUACGCAUUUGGAAUGAAACGGUGUCCAACCUUACUCUCAUGGCCCUGGGUUCCUCUGCACCAGAAAUUCUACUGUCUGUCAUUGAAGUGUGCGGACAUAACUUCGAAGCCGGCGACCUUGGGCCCGCCACCAUUGUCGGCAGUGCCGCCUUCAACAUGUUUGUGAUUAUUGGGCUCUGCGUCUAUGUGGUUCCAGAUGGGGAGCAUCGCAAGGUCAAGCAUCUCCGUGUGUUCUUUGUCACCGCCGCCUGGAGCAUCUUCGCCUACCUGUGGCUCUACCUGAUUCUGGCUGUCAUCUCACCAGGUGUUGUCCAGGUUUGGGAAGGCCUCCUCACCCUGUUCUUCUUCCCCAUCUGUGUGGUCUUCGCCUGGAUAGCUGACCGCCGUCUUCUCUUCUACAAGUACGUCUACAAGCGCUACCGGGCCGGCAGGCAGCGUGGCAUGAUCAUUGAGACUGAGGGUGAUCGUCCGCUUCCAUCUAAAGUGGACAUUGAAAUGGACGGGAAGAUGCUUAACUCCCAUGCUGUUGACUUUCUGGACGGGACCCUGACGCUGGACCUGGAUGACAAGGAUCUGGACGAGGAGGAGGCCAGGCGGGACAUGGCGAAGAUCCUGAAGGAGCUGAAACAAAAGCACCCAGACAAAGAAGUUGAGCAGCUGAUUGAACUCGCUAACUACCAGGUACUCAGCCAGCAGCAGAAGAGCCGUGCAUUUUACCGCUGCCAGGCCACACGGUUAAUGACGGGUGCCGGCAACAUUCUGAAGAAACACGCGGCGGACCAGGCCCGAAAGGCGGUGAGCAUGCAUGAGGUGCGCAGUGACACCGGUGAAAACGAUCCCAUUUCAAAGAUCUUCUUCGAACCUGGCUCAUACCAGUGCCUGGAAAACUGCGGAACCGUGGCUGUAAAUGUGAUCAGGCGUGGCGGUGACCUCAACCAGACGGUGUCUGUCGAUUUCCGCACUGAAGAUGGCACAGCAAACGCCGGCUCGGACUACGAGUUCACUGAGGGCACUGUUGUUUUCAAGCCGAGUGAGACACAAAAGGAGAUCCGUGUUGGAAUCAUUGAUGAUGACAUCUUUGAGGAGGACGAAAACUUUCACAUCCACCUCAGCAAUGUCCGCGUUCUUCAUGAAGGGGCCGAGCCUGACACCACUGAAGCCAAUCACGUGGACACCAUUGCGAGUCUUGGCGUGCCCUCCACCGCAACCGUCACUAUCUUUGACGAUGACCAUGCUGGAAUCUUCACAUUUGAAGAGCCUGUGACCCAUGUCAGUGAGAGCGUAGGUGCAAUGGACGUGAAGGUGCUCCGCACAUCUGGAGCUCGCGGUGUUGUUAUGGUACCCUACAAGACCGUGGAAGGCUCGGCCAAAGGAGGUGGCGAGGACUUUGAGGACACCCAUGGUGUGCUGGAGUUCCAAAAUGAUGAAAUCUUGAAGACGAUAACGGUCAGGGUUCUCGAUCGAGAGGAGUACAAUAAGCAGUGCAGCUUUUAUGUAGUGCUCCAGACACCGCAGUGGAGGAGGAGAGGACGCACAGAACACAGAGAGGAAGUGAAGGAGGGGGGAAAGGAAGAGGAGGAGCCUCUGACAGGGGAGGAGGAAGAGGAGCGGCGCAUUGCGGAGAUGGGCAAACCCAUGCUGGGAGAACACGUCAAACUGGAGGUCAUCAUUGAGGAGUCCUAUGAGUUCAAGAACACUGUUGAUAAGCUGAUCAAAAAGACUAACUUGGCUCUGCUGGUUGGCACCAAUAGCUGGAGAGAUCAGUUCAUCGAGGCCAUUACAGUCAGCGCUGGUGAGGAUGAUGAUGAUGAAGAGUGCGGAGAGGAGAAGCUGCCCUCCUGCUUCGAUUACGUCAUGCACUUCCUGACCGUCUUCUGGAAAGUCCUCUUCGCCUUCGUGCCGCCCACUGAUUACUGGAACGGCUGGGCGUGCUUCGUCGUGUCCAUCUGCAUGAUCGGAAUCCUCACCGGGUUCAUCGGGGACCUGGCCUCGCACUUCGGCUGCACCGUGGGCCUCAAAGACUCAGUGACCGCCGUGGUGUUCGUCGCACUGGGCACUUCGGUACCAGACACCUUCGCUAGUAAAGUGGCCGCCAUCCAGGACCAGUAUGCGGACGCCUCCAUCGGCAACGUGACGGGCAGCAACGCGGUCAACGUGUUCCUGGGCAUCGGCGUGGCCUGGUCCAUCGCAGCCAUCUACCACCAAUCCAAGGGCAAGGAUUUCCAGGUGGAGCCGGGCAACCUGGCCUUCUCGGUCACCCUCUUCACCAUCUUCGCCUUCAUCUGCGUGGCCACGCUUAUGUACCGGCGCCGGCCGGACAUCGGCGGAGAGCUGGGCGGCCCACGGACUGCCAAAGCGCUGACCACCAUGCUGUUCGUCAGCCUUUGGCUGAUCUACAUCCUCUUCUCCUCACUUGAGGCUUACUGCCACAUCAAGGGCUUCUAAACACACACCUACGCACAUACAUACACACACGCAUACACACACAUAAACGCACACACAUACACCAAUACCCAUACAGAGAUAUGUACACUCACCUCGCAUAUGUACACACAGGUUAAACAUGAAAAACAACAACAAACAAACAAACAAAACAGAAGCGGAAUGAGUAAAGACUACACGGAUGAGAAGGAAGCAACAGCGGCCAGAACUCUGCUAACCUGCUUUUAUAGUUCUGUUUGAUUUUUUGUUUGUUUGGGUUUGUGUUUUUUGUCUCCUCUCCAACAUUUGAUGUUCCUCUUGAAAUGCCUGAAGGACUGAAUGUGAUUGGACAAUUGCUGGCUGGUCAAGACAUCACAUUGGCUGUGGGUGGAGGACAUGAAGUACAGGGACUCUUAAAGGAAAACUCUGUUGUCUUAAAAUGUGAUUUUUUUCAGAAUUUUCACAGAUUUGUUUGGUGUUUUUUGUGAAAUGAGUGCUUCUAAAGUAAGAUUCAGUGCAAACGUUACCUCCGAUAGGUUUCCACAGGUUGUAGAUCAAGACAGUAUUUUCUUUUUGAACUAAUGGGGCAGCACAACAUUCUCCAACAGUUGUGCUGCCAUUUCCUUCUUGUAGUACCUGAUAAAGAACAGAACGCAUGUAAUCAUAUAACUUGCUUGGGACUAUUUACUGUUCUGCUCGUCUUUGAAUGUUGUGGGUAGUGGUUUAGUGGUCUGCGCUCCAUCACCUUCCAUGUCUAUGCCCCAAAUGGGGGUCAAUCCUCGUCAUAUCUUACUUUAGAAGCGCAUAUUUUGCACCAACAUUGUUCUAAAUUACUUUAAAAGCUUGCAAAAAUGUUUUUGGAGAAACUGUUGGAAUAUCCUUUAUGUGUAUGAUGAGUAAUAAUCAAACUUUUGAUGACAAGCCAAUACAAAACCAGCCCAGUAGUCAGGAAAUAUCAGAUUUGCAGUCCCUAUAUGAGAAUGGACUUCUGGGAAAUGUAGUUCUGAUGACUGUAUAUAUUACAAGGCUUGAGACCUUUAUGAUUACAUCUUCAAGUACAUCUUGUGGAUGACAUGCUGUACACGUGUCCACAGAGCACCAGAAAACAGCAAAAAGUGCACUAUUGCGGGAAUGUAGAUCGACAGGCUUUCUUUCAGAGAGAUCAGGCCCAUUUCCUGCCGUCAUGUUGAAGCCAUUUUCAGCUCCUAGUUGCUGGUGUGCUGCUGAUAAUCGAUUAGUCUGUGACAGAGUCUCAUCAUGAUAAAAACUGUGGCUACCAUGAGACCGGGUACAUUGUGUAGGCCAGUUGUCUACAGUCCCAGCCCUAGGGAAGCCCCGCUUAGUAUUUCCCCUACUCAAACACAUCUUAUCCAGCUAAUGAAGGGCUUGUUUGUUAGCUGAAGAGUUGAACAAGGUGUGUUUGAAUGACGGAAAAUAGUGCUGGGACUGAGGCUGCUGUAAUUUAAGUAACAGGACAGAAGAUUGUGCCACAGACUGAGCAAUAGAAGUCUUAUCUGACUAAAACUCUAAGAGAAAACUGCUAAAACAACACCACAGCCAGUCCAGGACAAGCUAUUGUUUUAACAGAGACUUCAUGGUAGACGCACAUAUCGUUAUUCGGUGGGCUCUGGUGACUAAAACUGGUCUGGUUAGGGAACGUCCUGUUUGGAGCUUUGAAGAAGUAAGAUAAGGCACAGGGCUAGUUUACCUGCUGGCCUGUCCCGUACAGCUAAACAGUUUUCAUCCUUUCUCCUCGGUCACUGUAGAGCAAUGCUGUUUUUAGCAAAGGCACACAAUCAAACCGAAUGGUUUCAAUGUAAUAAUACUGUGCAAAUCAAGAUUAGCGAAUGCUUGGUGGUGAGCCUGUACAAGUCAAACGUGUCCGGACAUUUUAGUAACUUAAACACACUACAAUAAAUGAAAUAGGAAGCUUAUCAAUGCUACAACAGUAGAGUGAAGGUAUUUCCAGGCCUUCCCCGGGAGAGCUACCCUCCUGCAGAGUUUAACGCUAGUGCUAAUCAAACGUAGCUCGCUCCUGAAGACCUUGAUUAGACCUUUCAAGAGCACAGUUGGAGGUAUCUGUGUUGGCGUGUGUGCUAAACUACUCAGUGAGGUCUGUAGUAAAUACAUCAGGGGUGCAUCCUUAGGGAAGAGAGCACUGCAUACCCAAGUCUAGAACUAGCUGAUGGACUGAAUGCUGUGUCCAAUCCAACUAAAUUUAGCCAAAUCUUCCUACCUGGUUCUGCUAAAAAGUCCGGGAUUCGCUGAAUGAAGUGUUAGAUUUGAGCUGGGGGUGAAACCUGGAGGAAGACAGAUCUCCAGGAGCAGGGUUCAGGAUCAUUGGUCCACCUCCUUGUUUCCCAAAGUUGUCCCUAGGAACCUCUAGAUGGUUCACAGUUUUGCUUUGUCCCAGCUUCUGUCUCCCUCGCAUCAACUAGUCAGUGUUCUUGAUUGCUUGGUUCGGGUGUGUUGGAAGCUGUGGCAAGAAGCAAAGCUGUGGAGAUGGAGUUCCCUGGAGAAUGGAUCGGGAACCACUGGUCCACACAUUGGGCACCCUUCCUCGUGAAAGACUGAUUGGUGAAACUAUGGGCAAGAUUCCUACAUGCUUUAAAAAUGAAGGUGCCCAAAUGGGCUCUUAGGAGCGACCAGUGAUUCUCAAACCAGUCGUCAAAGCCCACCAGAAGGCCCUUUCCAAUGUCCCAACAUGUAGAAAUAACGAUAAAAUGUGGACUGUCUGGGGGCACCCUGCGUACUGGUUUGAGAAUUACCGCCACUUUCUGUUCACCAAGGAACCUUUCAGUCGAUGGAUCUUUAAAGAAGAUUUUUUGUAAAUGACGUGGAAGCAUGAAGAACCUUUUUAAAGUAUAAAGUACGUCCACACGAUGUAGGUUUUUCUUAGAACCAAGUACCAUUCCUUUUAAGAGUGCAGUUGCUGAAGUUCUUGAAGGAUCUAAGCUGAGUUUCAGGGUUAGAGAGUUGAAGGUAAACUCCUGACUUUUGCUGAGGAGCCAGAUACGAUGCAGCAGGCCCUUGACCGAUGGGUUUUCCACCGGUUUUUCCGUCUGGCCCUGCGCAUCGCAUCAAUUGCUUGCAUUCCACUUCUCCGACUGCCGACUUCAGAACAAGAGUUUACACUGACGACUGUUACCGUCUGUCCAGACACCCAAACAUAAACGCACGCAUAUAAAACAUGACCUUGCAAAACACAUGAUAGUCGGUAGCUACGGUCUCACACAUUUACUCAGUCAUACACGCACACACAUACACACACAUUUUCAUCUGUGUGGAGUUUACGAGGGCGCGUGGUCCCUCCAGUCCUGCUGAGAUUAUUUCAUAACCUGCUGCGUAUUUGGACGUGUAAGGCAAACACUGCAGAUUAGCCGGGAUUUUAGAAGCAACAACUUUAGACGUAGUCCGGUUUUAAAGUCGUAGAUCUAGUCUGGAUAUGACACCAAACAUCCUUAGAAUAGCUUGGUUUUUAAAAAAAGCUAGAAAGAAGAUUUCAGAUUAGAAUGGCUUUAAACAUCAAGAAAAAAGGGACA